AUGGCUUCAAGUAGGCAUCAUAUUUCUCAAGCCGAUAUUAUUUCCAAUCAUUCUCCAAUUGAAAUAAUAAAUCCACUAUCAUAUUCAAUCUCUUUACCUUCUCUCCCAAUUGAAAUUGUAGCAGAAAUCUUUUGUAGACUCCCGGUAAAGCUUCUCCUUCAACUUAAAUGCCUCAACAAGUCCAUAAAUUCUUUGAUUUCUGAUCCAAAAUUCACAAAAAAGCAUCUUCAAAUGUCAAUCACGCGCCACAACGUCAUCUUAAAAUCCAAAGAUAAGUCCCAUGUAAUCUCUUACCCACUUCAAUCCAUUUUUAACUCAAUCAUCCUUAACCCUACCCAACAUGAUAUCCCUUUCAACGAAAAACACUUCAACAUCAUCGGAUCUUGUGAUGGAAUCCUUUGUUUAGUUGUCAACCUAUUCAGUGUUAUUCUAUGGAACCCUUCCAUUCAAAAGUUCAAAAGGUUACCUUCUUUGAAAAAUCCAUUUCAAAGAGAUAGAGAUGUUAAUGUGGAAUAUGGUUUUGGAUAUGAUACAUCAAUUGACAUUUAUAAGGUGGUUGCUAUUUUUAUUAAUGCUAGUGUUAAAAAAGCUAAAAUUAAGGUUCAUGUUUUGGGUACUAAUUCUUGGAGAAUGAUUCAAGGGGAUAUCCCUGUUCCGGUUAUUGGAUCAUUGUGUUUUGUGAGUGAAAAGUUUAAUUGGUUGGAUGAUACCGAUUAUAAUAUUAUCUCUUUUGAUUUAGUGAAUGAAUCAUAUAACAAGUUUAUGCUGCCUAAUUAUGGAGUUGAAAAUAUAGCUAGUUUGGUUUUGGAUGUAUUGAAGAGUUGUUUGAGUAUCAUAGUUCAAAGAUAUGAUUUUUUUGAUGUUUGGCAAAUGAAGCAAUAUGGAAAUGAAGGGUCAUGGACUAAAUUGUGUCGAGUUUCUUUUCCUUCGUUUGUUACCCAUGCCAAGGCAAUAUGGAUUUUCGACGAUGAUAAAUUGUUGCUGGUAUGUGAAGAAUUAUUGAAAACGGAUAUGGUUGCUUUCGAUAUCAAUAGUGGUAGUUUUAUGAUUCCAAAGAUGCAAAUUAGUGAUAGUUUGUUUUACCCUAAAGUGUGUAUUGAGAGUUUGAUAUCACCUGAUGUUUGA
This is a messenger RNA of Vicia villosa (hairy vetch), 1125 nucleotides long. Its product is annotated as F-box/kelch-repeat protein At3g23880-like. Bases 1 to 1125 code for a protein of 374 amino acids. Lineage: Eukaryota; Viridiplantae; Streptophyta; Magnoliopsida; Fabales; Fabaceae. The record is from RefSeq and is a predicted model, not a curated record. Gene Ontology annotation, molecular function: protein binding. The transcript has a single exon.